Spizellomyces punctatus DAOM BR117 is the source of this 557-nucleotide messenger RNA. RefSeq lists its product as uncharacterized. The record is from RefSeq and is a predicted model, not a curated record. NCBI's taxonomy places the organism in Eukaryota, Fungi, Chytridiomycota, Chytridiomycetes, Spizellomycetales, Spizellomycetaceae. The transcript has 3 exons. Bases 1 to 351 code for a protein of 116 amino acids.
AUGCUCUCUAAGCGUCCAUAUGAUCAAUUGCGAAAGCAGUUUGUUCAAGGGUCGUUACCGGACCUUCUCCGGGACAAGGUGGUGUCGGUCUCAGAGUGGGAUCGAUCGCAAUUGGCAGCUUUAAAGCAGGUAGUAGAGGAGAAUGUCCCUGUUGAGAAGGUCGUUCCCGCGGUUUAUGUUGGGAGUGAGGAGGUCCGGACGUGUCCCGACAAUCAGGCUUCUGGACCUUUUCAUGGAGUAUCACUGGAAAUUAACAGUCAUCUAUUAUGCGGAUUCGUUCAUGUAGCUCCUUGUCGCACGCUACAUCAAGCAACACCAAUUACAAUUAUGAAUGCUCGCCUGCCGAACUAGAUCCAAUCAUUACAUGGCAGCUACUGCAUGUCAUGGUAACAAUGCAUUUAUCAAAUUGCGGCUGCUUCUAUUAUGGUCGAAUUCCUAGAGCACCCAGAAACGGAAACGGGAAAGCAUAGAAAGGGUGUUAGGGUUUACGGUUGUCGGGAGAGAAUGGAUGGAAUGGUAUCCUUCACAAAUUAAGCUACUUUAUAAUUAAGCAGGAA